UUCAAGAAGCACUUCACCAUCCCCCCGUCACUAUCCACCUCUCUCACCCACGCUGUCCACCAGCAACCAGGCGCCUGGCCAGCAGUCUUUGCGCAUCCCCUCCGCCGAGAGACUUCUGCUCCCGCUGCACUAGAUCCACGCCUGCACCGUGGUAUCCAGCAGCAGGCCUGCCCGCCCACGCCUCUUUUCCUACCACAGCCGCCCGCCCGCUGCCUUGACCUGUCCACACGCCCUUGCUUGCCCAAGGCGACCGACAUCACGAAUCACGACCCCGCCUUUCGCUCCUCAUUCGUCGCAGCUAUCCUACCUUUCUGCGCUCCCGCUCAACAAAGGCACUCGCAGCCCGCCGCACGAUAG
Messenger RNA from Bipolaris zeicola 26-R-13, 357 nucleotides. RefSeq lists its product as uncharacterized. The annotation marks the transcript as partial. The record is from RefSeq and is a predicted model, not a curated record. Lineage: Eukaryota; Fungi; Ascomycota; Dothideomycetes; Pleosporales; Pleosporaceae. The transcript has a single exon.